This is a messenger RNA of Ogataea angusta, 546 nucleotides long. RefSeq lists its product as uncharacterized. The transcript has a single exon. The coding region runs from base 1 to 546 and encodes 181 amino acids. Gene Ontology annotation, cellular component: nucleus. NCBI's taxonomy places the organism in Eukaryota, Fungi, Ascomycota, Pichiomycetes, Pichiales, Pichiaceae. The record is from RefSeq and is a predicted model, not a curated record. Gene Ontology annotation, molecular function: DNA-binding transcription factor activity; protein dimerization activity.
AUGUCCAGCGAAGAGGAACAGAAGGCCAAGCGUAUCAAGCUGGAGGCCAAUCAGGCCCAGGAGUCCACAGAGAACCCUACUAACGCGGAAAAACCUGUUAGACAGGGUCUCCCCACUAUGACCGUUCCACAAAGCACAACACUACCUGUGGAACCUACGCCUUUGAGACCAGCAGCAGGAUCAGAAGAAUGGCACACGUGGCGCAAAAAGAACCAUAAGGAAGUGGAAAAGAGAAGGAGAGAGACGAUCAACCAGGGGAUAAAGGAGUUACAGGAAUUGCUACCAACGCAGGACCACAACAAGUCUCAGAUUCUAAAGCGUGCCGUAGAGUAUAUAAAGAGGCUGAAAGAGAACGAGGACUCCAACAUUGAGAAGUGGACCUUAGAAAAGCUUAUCACCGAUCAGGCUGUGAGCGAGCUUGCUAAUUCGAACGAGAAAUUGAAAGCAGAGCUGGAAAAGACGUACCGCGAAGCUGAGGGUUGGCGCAGAGCGUACAACUCCGUCCAGGAGGAGCUUGCCGAGUUGAAGAAGCAGCUGAGAAAAUAG